Messenger RNA from Salvia splendens (bonfire salvia), 951 nucleotides. Its product is annotated as probable serine/threonine-protein kinase PBL28. The record is from RefSeq and is a predicted model, not a curated record. Gene Ontology annotation, biological process: protein phosphorylation. NCBI's taxonomy places the organism in Eukaryota, Viridiplantae, Streptophyta, Magnoliopsida, Lamiales, Lamiaceae. Gene Ontology annotation, molecular function: ATP binding; protein kinase activity. The transcript has a single exon. Gene Ontology annotation, cellular component: plasma membrane. Bases 1 to 951 code for a protein of 316 amino acids.
AUGGAUUUCAAUCCAAUCCCUAACCAUAUCUACCGAUUCCCUAGACAAAAGAUCCAGCACGCGAUUCGCCAUCAACACGAGCUAGGCCGCGGUGGCUUUGGGGUGGUGUAUCGAGGAACCAUCCGACGUCAAGGAGAGAGGACACGCUCAGCAGCCUUCAAAAUGGUGUUGCGGGGUGAUUUCUUUCGACAAGAAGUUGCGGUGCUCGAUAUUGUGCAAAGUAUGAAUGUAAUUGAAAUUAUAGGCGUUUGCGAAGAAUUGCGGACUAUCGUGGUUGAGUAUGCUCAGAAUCGAACUCUGAGUUACCAUCUCCGGCAUCCAGACUCAAUGACGGAUUUCCCAUGGUGUACACGGAUCAAGGUCUUGGUUGGCCUUUGUAGAGCGUUGUCUCACGUCCACGGGUGCGGCUACAUUCAUCGGGACGUCAAAUCGGAAAAUGUGUUACUGAUGAAUGAUUUCACUCCUAAAUUGAGUGAUUUCGGGGCUGCAAUAAUGAUCGAUGAAGAACCUCAUCCGUGUAUUUUGUCCGUAGGCUACACUGAUCCUGAUUAUUUGCAUCCCUUAAAGAGUGAAAAUGUUAAGUUUCAUUUGGAUAUCUACGCAUUUGGAGUAGUUAUCCUAGAAGCGUUGACUGGACGUCCUGCCUUUGAGAUUGAUGGCUUCGGAAGGACAUUCCGAUUGGACACAUGGGUUCGAGGGCUUUUGCUCGACGAGAUUCUACAUGAAGAAUUCAGGAACUUGGAGCAAGCGCCCGACUUGGAGAUUGCUGCACUGGACGGAGAGAAUACUAACAUUCCUGAGGCUCUUAAGGACUGUAUCCGCAUUGCGCGACGUUGUUUGAAUCCAGAAGUGAACCAACGCCCAAAUUUUGAUCAGAUCCAGAAUGUGCUCAAGGCCUGCCCGAGGCCAGCCAAUUAUCAAAGGUGGACGAAUGCUGUUGGCAAUGCUUAG